Saccharomyces cerevisiae S288C is the source of this 1629-nucleotide messenger RNA. RefSeq names its product borate transporter (gene ATR1). Bases 1 to 1629 code for a protein of 542 amino acids. The record is from RefSeq and is marked reviewed. Gene Ontology annotation, biological process: borate transmembrane transport; transmembrane transport. Gene Ontology annotation, molecular function: transmembrane transporter activity. Gene Ontology annotation, cellular component: membrane. The transcript has a single exon. NCBI's taxonomy places the organism in Eukaryota, Fungi, Ascomycota, Saccharomycetes, Saccharomycetales, Saccharomycetaceae.
AUGGGCAAUCAGUCAUUAGUUGUGCUUACGGAAAGUAAGGGUGAGUAUGAGAAUGAGACAGAACUACCUGUUAAAAAAUCGUCACGAGAUAAUAAUAUCGGAGAAUCUUUAACAGCAACAGCUUUUACGCAGUCUGAAGAUGAAAUGGUAGAUAGCAAUCAGAAAUGGCAGAACCCAAACUAUUUUAAAUAUGCAUGGCAAGAAUAUCUUUUUAUAUUCACAUGCAUGAUAAGUCAGCUUCUAAAUCAAGCAGGCACUACACAGACUCUUUCGAUCAUGAAUAUUCUUUCGGACAGUUUUGGCUCAGAAGGAAACUCAAAGUCAUGGCUGAUGGCAUCUUUUCCGCUAGUUUCAGGCUCAUUUAUUUUGAUUAGUGGCAGACUAGGUGACAUAUACGGAUUAAAAAAAAUGUUGUUAGUAGGAUAUGUUCUGGUUAUUAUAUGGUCUUUGAUUUGUGGGAUUACCAAGUAUUCUGGUAGCGAUACUUUUUUUAUUAUUAGUAGAGCCUUCCAAGGGCUAGGGAUUGCAUUUGUUUUACCUAAUGUGCUGGGAAUAAUUGGUAAUAUAUAUGUAGGUGGUACUUUUCGUAAAAACAUCGUGAUUAGUUUUGUUGGUGCGAUGGCCCCUAUUGGAGCAACUUUAGGUUGUCUUUUUGCAGGACUGAUCGGUACCGAGGACCCAAAACAAUGGCCAUGGGCAUUCUACGCGUAUAGCAUAGCCGCUUUCAUUAAUUUUGUGCUCUCCAUAUAUGCCAUUCCGAGUACUAUACCAACAAAUAUUCAUCAUUUUUCUAUGGAUUGGAUUGGUUCUGUUUUGGGCGUGAUAGGUCUCAUUUUAUUAAAUUUUGUGUGGAACCAAGCUCCUAUAUCGGGUUGGAACCAGGCUUACAUCAUCGUAAUUUUAAUCAUUUCUGUGAUUUUUCUUGUCGUUUUCAUCAUUUAUGAGAUUCGAUUUGCCAAGACUCCACUAUUGCCGCGCGCAGUUAUAAAGGAUCGUCAUAUGAUUCAAAUUAUGCUGGCUUUAUUCUUUGGAUGGGGCUCUUUUGGCAUCUUUACGUUUUAUUAUUUCCAAUUUCAAUUAAAUAUAAGGCAGUACACGGCAUUAUGGGCUGGUGGAACUUACUUUAUGUUUUUAAUUUGGGGUAUUAUUGCCGCCUUACUGGUAGGAUUUACUAUCAAGAAUGUGUCUCCAUCAGUGUUUUUGUUCUUUUCUAUGGUAGCAUUCAAUGUGGGCUCAAUAAUGGCAAGUGUUACACCGGUUCACGAGACAUACUUUCGUACUCAGUUAGGAACGAUGAUAAUUUUAAGUUUUGGGAUGGAUCUUUCAUUUCCUGCUUCUUCCAUUAUCUUUAGUGAUAAUUUACCGAUGGAGUACCAAGGCAUGGCUGGGUCAUUGGUGAAUACUGUUGUCAAUUACUCCAUGUCCUUGUGUCUCGGUAUGGGUGCCACAGUAGAGACACAGGUCAAUUCAGACGGAAAGCAUCUUUUGAAAGGCUAUAGAGGUGCUCAGUACCUUGGGAUAGGAUUGGCAAGUUUAGCAUGCAUGAUUAGCGGGCUUUACAUGGUCGAAAGCUUCAUAAAAGGCCGCAGGGCAAGAGCUGCUGCAGAAUACGAUUGCACUGUGGCUUAG